Messenger RNA from Penicillium soppii, 2241 nucleotides. Its product is annotated as SH3 domain-containing protein. The record is from RefSeq and is a predicted model, not a curated record. Gene Ontology annotation, molecular function: protein binding. Lineage: Eukaryota; Fungi; Ascomycota; Eurotiomycetes; Eurotiales; Aspergillaceae. Gene Ontology annotation, biological process: establishment or maintenance of actin cytoskeleton polarity. The transcript has 5 exons. Gene Ontology annotation, cellular component: microtubule cytoskeleton; cell tip. Bases 1 to 2241 code for a protein of 746 amino acids.
AUGACGAGGCCUCACAUGAUCCGAGCUGAUACCUUGGACCUUCAAGAUCACAAUGAGCCUUCUGCUAAAGAUCACAGCAAACAACCCGAACAUCCAGAUCCUCUAGGGAGCGGCCGGCCUGCUCCCCACCAAGAGCUUUCCAUCCGCAAUGCCGAACAAGAUCUACGAUCGGAGAUAAAGGGCGGACGUGACGGGAUCGAUUACCGCCACAACAAGGACAUGCAUGGGGAUCCAGAGGACGAUGGUCAUGAUGACGAUGAUAGUCAGUAUGGCCAGGAGGAUGGAGACCUGGCGGAUGGUGAGAGCGAUGACCUUAUGGACGAUGAUAUGAUGGACAAAAUCUCCAGCUCGCCUUCUAUCGAUGAUGAGGAUAUCGAUUUCGAGUUCGUUUAUGCGCUUCACAAUUUCGUCGCUACCGUCGAUGGACAGGCAAACGCCGCAAAGGGUGAUACCAUGGUUCUUCUUGACGACAGUAACAGCUACUGGUGGCUGGUUCGCGUGGUGAAGGACGGCAGCAUUGGAUACCUCCCUGCGGAGCACAUCGAAACGCCAACCGAGAGGCUUGCCAGAUUGAACAAACAUAGAAACGUGGAUCUUUCUGCCACUAUGCUGGGCGACAACAACGAAAAGUCGAAGAACCCGUUGAAAAAGGCCAUGCGCCGUCGGAAUGCAAAGACCGUCAAUUUCGGAGCUCCAACAUACAUCGACGCCUCUGAUGUUGACUACUCAUCUGACGACGAUUCUGAACAUGGGGAUUUCUUCAACGACGACGAGACUCUGGAUGGAGAAGAGGAAGAUGUACAAGAUCAAGCCGAGGAUAUUGUUGUGGAACCUCUCAGACCGAAGGGACAAAAAGACAAACCUACAGAGCACCCGGAAACCAACGGUCAUCACGAGAAACAAGAUACACAGCGUUCAAGUUCCGAAAGACGCCCGUCUAGUGAGGAAUUCUUUGAAGCAGAAGAACCCACCGUCAGUAGAUCCAGAAAUGGCACUGUACGAAACACCGAUUCUUUCUUCAAAGACGACACCGCGGAACCCAAGAAGAUUUCACUUACACCAAAUCUCUUGCGCGAUGCCCGCGAUGCCCGCGAUGAAAACGGUUCGAACACUUUGGCGGAAUGGAAAGAGCCCCGCGCAAGCCUCGACUCCAUUGAAAAAGGAACAAACCCACAAGAUAAACUCAAGGAGAAAGAGGAGAAGAAACGAAAGGAAAAGAAAUCGGGAAUGCUCAGCGGGUUGUUCAAGCGCAAGAAGAGCAAAGACGACGUUGAUGACCUGGAGAAGCCUUCUGCAGACUUGACAUCUCGCACUUCGCCCCAACCCAAGACCUCGAUGGAGUCCAUGUCAUCGAAAUCUUUGUCGCCCGAACAACUGCGGCCUUUGAAGCCCCAGAAACACACAGUCAACAAGUUACACAAACAGCCUCCAGGAAUCAUGAAGGUUCAUACAGACCUCGACCCAGACAUGACCGAGUACAACAAAAGUAAAAGUUACCAAAGUCCAGUUGAUCAGACCAUUCGACAGGUCCCAUCGCAAGAACAAGAAGAAAGCGCCUACGAAGACUGUGAGAUUGUGCUGCAAUCGCCCGUCAGCGUGGAUAGCGCUUCUAAGGAUCCAUUUGCUACUCCGCUCGAAUCCAUGGACCCCUUGGCGUCGCCCGUUGAUCGUCCAUCCAGCGAAACCCAAUGGAGAGGACCCGACAAUUACGGCCAAACACCGGCUAGUUCCACUUCUGUAACAUCUCCACCCCAGAGGUUUACGCAUACGACGGGUGGAAAUGAGCCGGAAUCCCCUGUCAAUAUCUCUCCUGCGGAGGCGUACGUUUCUGUCAGCGCACCGGGCCGAAAAACAGAGACUUCCCCUCAAGGAGCGCGCUCUCUGUCGCCGCCAUCUCCGUCUUCAUCAUCAGGAAAUGACAACAAUUACCAAAAGAGCAUCACGACAACCCCUGGCUCAGUCGACACCCUUUCUGUGGACACCCCUACCUGGAGUGAUUCUAGUCUACGAUCAUACCUGGACGAGGACAAUGACAUUCGCGACUUGUUCAUUAUCGUCCAUGACAAAUCAAACGUCCCUCCAGCUGGCCCUGAUCACCCGAUCACUGGUCGUCUGUUCAAGGAAGAGAGCAAGAGACUCAAGGAAAUGAACAAUCAGCUUGAUGACAUGCUUGUGAACUGGAUGUCACGACGGUCCCGAAACUCUUCCUCAACGCGCAGCAUGCAAAGUCCACCAGUAUGA